CACCUCUCUUUUAGACUGACGGAUCUAAAAUUUGAAGUGAGGGCUUAUGAUGACCUCGGAAAGAAGGAAGUCGAAGAUAGAAUCACUGAAGCCGCAGAAGCCGACCAUUCAGAUGCAGACUGCUUUUUGCUCGUCUUCCUGAGUCAUGGCGAUGAUGAUCAUGUUUUUGCUAAAGAUGGCAAGAUCAGCAUUCAGGAUAUCACAUCCCUGUUCAAAGGAGACAAGUGCAGGAGCCUCGUAGGAAAGCCAAAGAUCUUUAUAUUUCAGGCAUGCCGAGGAGAUAAGCAUGAUGACCCAGUUACUGCCUGUGAUGCAGUGGAUAGUGUGUUGAAGACAAAUGAGAUGGUGGUGAACGCCAGCGGUGUACACACUCUCCCUGCUGGGGCUGAUUUCAUCAUGUGCUACUCUGUGGCUGAAGGUUACUAUUCCCACCGGGAGACGAUCAAAGGUUCCUGGUAUAUUCAGGAUCUGUGUGAGCUGCUUCAGGAGUAUGGGAACUCCCUUGAAUUCACAGAAUUACUGACGCUGGUCAACAGGAAAGUGUCGAUGAGGAGUGUUGAGAAAAGUAGAGACAGGAAUGCCAUUGGGAAGAAGCAAGUACCUUGCUUUGCUUCAAUGCUCACCAAGAAACUUUACUUCCGACCAAAGAAGUAACCGUUUCCAAGCUCAGUCAUAAAAUGAGCUGGACUUAUAUUACUCCUGAUAUUCACACAUACAUUGAACAAUCAGCUAUUGGCAGUCUUAGUUUCUACAUUGAAAACAAUAGUAACAGAAUAACAGGAGUAACUUGUGUUACAUUUACAUUUUAUAAAAUUAACAAAUUCAUUUCUGCUGGGGUUCAUGCCAGGAAAGUUACAGAGCUUGCUUGUGCAAUAAGUUAGUGUAGAAAUGGUUGUAAAACACAGUAUGACCUGCAGAGGGCAAGAUAGAGCUCAUUUUAGACAAUGUAAAUCUGGAUACUGCAAUAACCCUAAUUGACAGCAAUUCUUUAAUUCUGACUCAUUAAUACAAAAUCAAGCUGGUCCUGUAAUAAGAUUAGUAGAUUUAUAUUGAUCUUUGAAAAAGACCCAAGUUCUAUAUAUUUGAGAAUAAAUAUUUAGAGUCUGACAAAACCUCUUGCCGCCUGGCUCUCAAUGCUGCUGUGAUUGUGGAUGUUGCUUCGAGGUAUUGUAACUUUUACUCUCAACGAAUUAAUAAAGGCACCU
Messenger RNA from Epinephelus moara (kelp grouper), 1205 nucleotides. RefSeq names its product caspase-6-like. The annotation marks the transcript as partial. NCBI's taxonomy places the organism in Eukaryota, Metazoa, Chordata, Actinopteri, Perciformes, Serranidae. The record is from RefSeq and is a predicted model, not a curated record. Gene Ontology annotation, cellular component: cytoplasm. The transcript is spliced from 4 exons. Gene Ontology annotation, biological process: proteolysis; apoptotic process.